GUGCCAAUUUUUGAACAAUGCCGGGUUGCUGUGCUGUCGGCUGCAGCAACAAAACAGAAGACGGCUUCUCUCUCUACAACAUACCUCGUGGUAUCCGGAAUAGUGCACGCCGUGAAGUGUGGCUACAAAACAUUUCACGCGAGGACUUCCGUGCAACGCCGUCGACGCGGCUUUGCGAGGAACAUUUCACGCCAGACCAGUUCGAGCCAUUUGCUCUUGAACGCGGCGUGAAGAAGCUCAAACGCGACGCUGUGCCAACGCUUUUUAAGCCUUCCCGGCAGCGAAGGCGCACGAAAAGGCCUCUGUCGACAGGAAAUGGCAUCAGCAUUGACAGCAGCUCAAUAGGACAUGACCACUGCUACUUUCAUGUAUCUCAUGAGAGUGAUACUCAAGAAAUGUCCCCAGAGGAUCCAGAUCCGCCCCACCUUUCAAAUGAAGCGGAAGUGGUUGGCCAAGGAACUCUGGACAUUGUGCAAAAGAGUUCUGUGUGCAACAUACCAGCAUGCCUCAUGUUUUCUGUGCUUGAGUACGGUUCUUUGGUGCGCGAGUGUCUGGUGGUGGUGUGA
Messenger RNA from Rhipicephalus sanguineus (brown dog tick), 566 nucleotides. Its product is annotated as THAP domain-containing protein 5-like. Bases 18 to 566 code for a protein of 182 amino acids. Lineage: Eukaryota; Metazoa; Arthropoda; Arachnida; Ixodida; Ixodidae. The transcript is spliced from 5 exons. The record is from RefSeq and is a predicted model, not a curated record.